Messenger RNA from Cuscuta campestris, 2422 nucleotides. Lineage: Eukaryota; Viridiplantae; Streptophyta; Magnoliopsida; Solanales; Convolvulaceae. The record is from the annotation of a GenBank genome assembly.
CAGUCUCCACCAAACCUUCAAUUUCCCAACCACUUGUACUCUUCUUCCUCAAUUCUCCAGCUCGCUGUGAGACUAGAGAGAGAGAGAGAGAGCUCCAAUGGCGGCGCGGGAGAGAUGGAGCGCAAUCUUGAGAGACAGAUGGCUGGUGUUCGUGGCCUCAAUGUGGGUCCAGUCCUGCUCCGGCAUCGGGUACUUGUUCGGGAGCAUCUCCCCGGUGAUCAAGGCCGCCAUGGGCUACAACCAGAGGCAGGUCGCCCUCCUCGGCGUCGCCAAGGACUUGGGCGACGCCAUCGGCUUCCUCCCCGGCGUCCUCUGCGAGAUUCUGCCCAUCUGGCUCGUCCUCUUCGUUGGCGUUCUCCAGAACUUGUUAGGUUAUGGCUUCGUCUGGCUUUUCGUUGCCCACAAGCUCCCCGAGUCCCCUCUCUGGCUGCUUUGCAUUUUGAUAUUUGUGGGAACAAAUGGUGAGACAUACUUCAAUACGGGAGCUCUAGUUUCCUGUGUGCAAAAUUUUCCCAAAAGCCGGGGUCCAAUAGUUGGGAUAUUGAAAGGAUUUGCAGGGCUAAGUGGUGCAAUUUUGACACAGGUUUAUGCCACGAUCAACUUUCCGGAUCAAGCAUCACUGGUCUUCAUGGUUGCUGUUGGGCCAUCAAUUGUAAUCACUGCUCUGAUGUUCCUUGUGAGACCCGUGGGAGGCCACCGGCAAGCUAGGACAUCUGACAACUCAAGUUUCCUAUUCAUUUACAGCGUUUGCCUUAUUCUGGCUGCUUAUCUCUUUGCAGUUUUGAUGCUCCAGGACUUAACAAGUGUGAGCCAGAAUUUGAUAACACUGUUAACUGUUGUCUUGGUUGUUCUCAUUUUGCUUCCAAUCAUUAUCCCCAUUAUUUUGGUUUACUUCACGGGAUCAAGACCUCAAUUGGAGGAGAGCUUUCUCACUGAAUCAGAAAAACAGCAAGCCUCUCAAUCUGAGCAGGAUAGGAAUGUGGUUAUUUUCAGUGAGCUGGAGGAUGAGAAACCUCCAGAAGUAGACACACUCCCGCCAUGGGAAAGACAGAAACGGAUUGCUCAUUUGCAAGCCAAGCUAUUUCAAGCAGCUGCUGAAGGUGCAGUGAGGGUCAAGUCCCGAAAGGGCCCACGCAGGGGGGAGGAUUUCACUCUACUUCAGGCACUUGUAAAGGCAGAUUUCUGGCUUAUGUUUGUCUCCCUAAUAUUAGCAUCCGGUUCUGGCUUAACAGUGAUCGACAAUCUUGGCCAGAUGUCUCAGUCUCUAGGGUAUUCCAAUACCCACAUAUUCGUUUCGAUGAUCAGUAUAUUUAACUUUCUUGGACGGGUUGCAGGUGGAUACUUUUCUGAAAAUAUUGUAAGGAAUUAUGCAUAUCCAAGGCCAGUGGCCAUGGCCGUUGUUCAAAUCGUUAUGGCAAUGGUGCUUUUCUUUUACGCCAUGGGCUGGCCCGGUGCAAUUUACGUGUUGUCCAUCUUCAUGGGCCUUUGUUACGGAGCCCAUUGGGCAAUUGUCCCGGCUGCAGCAUCAGAACUCUUUGGGCUGAAAAGCUUUGGAGCACUGUAUAAUUUCCUCACACUGGCGAGUCCAGCUGGUUCUUUGGUCUUCUCUGGUGUAAUAGCCAGCGGCAUCUAUGACCACGAAGCAAAGAAACAGCAAGAACUUAGACGGGUGAGAUCUCAUGGCUUCGCAGAUGAGGAAGAAGCCCUUGUGUGCACUGGUACUGUAUGUUAUUCCCUCACUUGUGCCAUCAUGUCUGGUCUUUGCAUUAUUGCAUGUGUCUUGAGUUUGAUCGUUGUCUACCGCACAAAAAGAGUCUAUGCUCAGCUGUAUAACAAGGCCCGUAGCUGAACCAAGAAUCCAUGUGCAAUGACAAGCUCGGAUCUUUUUCAUUUUUUCCCUUAAUGUUGGCCCGGUUCCCUUGCCACUCCGGUUCCACUGGGCAAUGCGGUGCCCCGUUCGCAGGAUUAAUGGUUCGUACCCCCUAAUCCCCCGGUAAACCCAUCCCUGCCAGACCCAAACACACCCCUAUCCCCGUCAAGCGGAACCCCUAACUUUGGAGUCAAUUUUUUUAACCCCUAAGUCAACUGAACUUGGGGGAGUCAAAUUGACAGGGGAGGGUUUGGGUCAGGCUGGGGUGGUGGGGUUUACCGUGGGGUUAGGGGCAGAAAACAUCCAUUUUGCGAAUGAAAACACCGGAGAUACUCUAAAAAGCUAGUGACACUGGAGUGGCACCCUUGCUGGUGGCAAGGGAACCAGGCCGAGUUCAAUUGCUGUAUAAUGCUGUAUUCAUCAUAGAGAUAUAUGUACAUGAAUGAAAUAUGGGAACUGUAUGCUCAAGGCUCGCCCAAUGCCUCUUUAGUGUGGAUACGCCAUAAAGGUGGAACAACAUUUAUAUACUCUCAAUAAUAUGUUUGCAAAUUU